This is a messenger RNA of Corythoichthys intestinalis (scribbled pipefish), 4879 nucleotides long. RefSeq names its product TOX high mobility group box family member 3 (gene tox3). Gene Ontology annotation, molecular function: chromatin DNA binding. Gene Ontology annotation, biological process: regulation of transcription by RNA polymerase II. Gene Ontology annotation, cellular component: nucleus. The transcript is spliced from 7 exons. The coding region runs from base 522 to 2282 and encodes 586 amino acids. NCBI's taxonomy places the organism in Eukaryota, Metazoa, Chordata, Actinopteri, Syngnathiformes, Syngnathidae. The record is from RefSeq and is a predicted model, not a curated record.
UUGUUCUCCUUUGGAGUGUUCAGUCAGAGCUGAAGGCUUUAACAACAGCACAUCACUUCCACUCACCGCGUGUCGUUGGAGUCCCAGCGCUAUCUAGCUCUUCAUCUUCCUCCGCUAAGUUGUUUUAACUUCCUUGGCAAUGCGUCGGGAGUAUUAACUUUUAACUUGCGUGUGAGAAGGAGCAGGAGGAGAAGUAGGAGGAGGAGGUGGACUCGCGCGCACUCGAGCCUUGCUCAAUCACCCACUCGCUUGCUCCCACCCGGUCUUUUGUAUCCAGCAGCUGCGUGUACAUGCUCGGCCACUGGCACUCCAUGAGGGGCACUUUCUUUCAGCCUUCCUGCAGGGAUUCCUCGCGCGUAGAAGAGGGAUAACCCAAACUUCUACUACUAUAUCAUUUACUACUUCUACCAACACCGCCAUCACCACCAGGUUCCGCGGUGCACUUUGGAUUGUAAAGCCAAGAAAAGCACCCCGUAACCCGGUGCGCCCCAGUCUGGCGACCCCCUCUGCGGACUUUUGCCAUGGAUGUACGUUUUUACCCCAAUGCUGGAGGAAAUGCUAUUCCUGGAGAACCAGGAAACCUGGAUUUCUCCCACUGUUUGGGAUACUACAACUUCAACAAGUUCCAGAACAACAACUACAUGAACAUGUCAGAAGCAAAUGGCACCCUGCUGACUGCUGGUGAUACCUUUCACACACCCAGUCUUGGGGAUGAGGAAUUUGAGAUUCCCCCCAUCACACCUCCGCCAGAAAUAGAGUCAGGCCUCGGACUGUCUGAUGGGGAUUCGCCUUUCCACACCAUGCCAGAGCCUCCUGCCCAUCAGAGGGGCUCCCUGAUCCCUCAAUUCCCACCUCAAAGCUUGGAUCUACCCUCCAUCACAAUAUCGCGCAACAUGAUGGACCAGGAAGGGAUGGGAUUAAGCAAUGGCCAACCGGUGCAGAAUGCUGGACCGGCUCAUAUCCGCCAGUAUGCGGCUAACCCAACCAUGCUCAUGAAGUCCAUCGCCAACAUGAGUGGCCCGAAUGGGAUGAUUUCACGUAAUCAGCUGACCACCAUCAACCAGUCGCAUCUCAACACACAGCUGAACCUGAACAUUGGCGGAACCAACAUUGCCCACACUUCGCCGUCGCCUCCAGCCAGCAAGUCUGCCACACCAUCACCCUCCAGCUCCAUCAACGAAGACGAGCAGGACGACAGUAACAGGGUGGUUGGCGAGAAGAGACCGGCACCUAUCGAUCCCACGAAAAAGCCCAAGACGCCCAAAAAGAAGAAGAAGAAGGAUCCCAAUGAGCCUCAGAAGCCAGUGUCUGCAUACGCUCUGUUCUUCAGAGACACCCAGGCCGCCAUCAAGGGUCAGAACCCCAAUGCCACCUUUGGUGAAGUGUCCAAGAUAGUGGCGUCUAUGUGGGACGGUCUAGGGGAGGAACAGAAACAGGUGUACAAAAGCAAAACCGAAGCUGCCAAGAAAGAGUACUUAAAGGCUCUGGCUGCAUACCGUGCUAGUCUGGUAUCCAAGGCUGCAGCGGAAUCUGCUGAAGCACAGACAAUCCGCUCUGUACAGCAGACCCUGGCUUCCACCAGCCUUUCUCCAGGCCUGGUGCUGCCUUCACCACUCAUUCAGCACCCCUCCAUGCCCUCGUCCUCCCAAGCCCUCCAACAAGCCCUACCCCGAGCCAUCGCCCCAAAGCCUCUGCAAAUGAGACUCGGAGGCAGUCAAAUUGUCACUUCGGUCACAGUUUCCCAUCAGAACAUGUCCCCGGUGAUGCCGCAAAUGCUAAGUCAGAUGGGCUCCGGCGGGACCAUGGCGCAUUCUGCGGCCGCCUCACAAAUGAGCCCACCCAUGCAGCAUCAGCAGCAUACCAUGCAGCAGCAAAUGCAACAGCACCUCCAACACCAUCAGAUGCAGCAGCAGCAGAUGCACCACCAGCAGAUCCAGCAGCAGAUGCAGCAUCAGCACUUCCAGCACCACCUCCAACAGCAGCUCCAACAGCACCACAUCCACCAACAGCAACAACAGCAACAGCAGCAACAGCACUUGCAAAUGCAGCACAUGCAAAUGCAGCAGCAAAUGCAUCAGCAGCAAAUGCAACAUCUUCAACAACACCAGUCCCAGUGUUCCCCGCCGCAGCACUCGCCCGGCACACCUCAUUCUGUGGGCUCUGCGUCGCUCGGCAGCCCCCAGCCGGCUCCUCAGCAGCAAAAUCCUCCACCGCAGCAACACCCCUCCCAGAUCCAGGCCCACGCCCACGCCCAGGUCCUUUCCCAAGUCAGCAUUUUCUGAGCCAAAAUCCUCCAAGGACAUUAGAAUAAAAGCAUCAGUUCAGGUUGCUUUUCAGAGUUGCACUUAAGAAGUGUGUCACAUUUUAGAAUGUUAUAUACCAAGAAGAACCAGUGUCCAUUGUUAUAGACGGAUAUGCUCUCACUUGUAAAUGUGAGGCCAAAAGGGUUUGAUGGGGUAUCGUCCAAGCUAGGACAGCGUUUACAGACACUCCCUAAUUUAUGAACAAAUUACGUUCCAGAAGACUGAACUGUUCUUUUCCACUUUUUCAAUUUCUACUACAUGUACCUGUUCAUCAAAAAUAAAACCAAUGAACUAGAGAUGCACGAUAAUAUCGGUCACCGAUAAUUAUCGGCCGAUAAUGGCAAUUAUGACGUCACACAGAUAAUGCAGAUAAAACGAAAUUCAACCGAUAAUGCAAUCCGAUAAUUAUAUACUUGAUUUAGCCUCCAAAUGUGAGCAAUCAACAAUUUUGUCCAAUUCUGCUAGUUUUAAGGAGGUAUUUUUGCAGUGUAGUAAUGUGAUAUAUGUUAGGAAUGGCUUACUUUGAAAGGCAUUUUUGUGCAACUUGGUUGUUUACUCUCCAAGUAAUUGUUGCCAAAAGCUUACCAUUACACAAUGUCAUUGCCAUUGUUUAGAUGUUAGAAUUUACUACUUGAUCACAUUUGAUGUGGAAAAAAAUAGCACUAAAUUACAUUUUUGCACAGUAACAUUUGAUCUUUGUACACUUUAAAAUUUUACAUAUUUGAAUAGAAUUAUCGGCGUGACAUUAUCGGUUAUCGGGUGGAAGGGGCAGGAAAUUAUCGGUUAUCGAUAUCGGUUGGAAAAUGUAUUAUCGUGCAUCGCUACAAUGCACACAUUAUAAAUGUAUGUUUCUAAUGACUUUAAUGUUGCAAGUCAAGGUACCAUUGUAAUGUAAAACAUUAAUGUUCUCUGAUCUUGCCUUUGAUAUAACAACUAUAGGAAAGUGGCAUAAACCUAUUUCGAUUCGACGUGUUUUUGAGAAAUAAUCCAUGACAGUUUGAACCAGUUUUCUCUUUUUCCUCAACAUAAAUACAUGUUUUUUGUUUUGUUUUGUUUUGUUUUUUUACAGUUGUUAACGCAUGAAACUUCAUCUUCGGUUCCCCUUUGUGUGAUUUAAAACGUUAUGUUCAUGUUUGUUUUACUGAAUGGAUUCUUUCCUUGGCCGUUUCUCAAUAUGUGUCCAUACUUGUGUUCUCAUGUGAUCGUGAUCUUGAGUGCUCGUGAAACGUCAUCAGACCCGGACCGACUACUGUUCCAUGACUAAGUUCGCAUUAAAGUCCCCGGAUGUUGUCCUCGAACCAGUCAGCAGACUCGAGCGUUUUCUUGGAGUUUAGAUUCAUUUGCAGCAAAACAAGCGAGCAAUCAGCGAGUGAGUACUGAAGUACCCAAGCAAAGCAUUCAACAUUUUCCCGUUCUUGCCAAGUUUGUACUUUUUGUGUUCUUAGAUUAUAAAGUACUUCCCAAGAACACAUAUUCUUGUACUUGAGUAUUGAGAAAUGGCCUUAACUUUAUGCUCUUGCUUUCACCGCAUCUGUUGUAGGCCCAAGUUCUUUAUUUUACAUGGAAGUGUUUGUAUGUUUGAAAUAUGUCUCAUGUAAGAUGAGAAGUUCGUAAGUACGGGAGUUUCUGUAUUCGUUUGUUUGGGACAUCUUUUAAUUGUCAGUGUGUACGCCAUGUGACUGUCACUGUUUUUUAUUUAACGCAAAAGCUUUAUUUAUGAAGACCAGAGGCGAUGACAAACGAGAGGGACGCUCGUGAAGUGGCGACUGAUUGGACUGGUCACAAGUUGACCUGAAAGAUCACGUUUCUGUCACCUUGUUGUCUGAGUGUAGAUGUUAUCUGCUGUAUAUGUUUGUGUAGAAGCAGGGCUGUUACUGCCCCCCCAUUCGCUCAUAAUGUCCUGCAUUUUGACAUUUCACGACACCUGUUAAAAAAUUUAAAUGUUUUUUUUCCUUACAAAAAAUAUUUUCUGAUCCAUUUCUCAAGGCAGACACUUUGGAGGAGAGUUAUGUAUUUUUACCUUGAAAAUAAAAAAAUAAAUGAAUAAUACAAAUAUAGCAGAGCCAGUUUUCUGCUGCACUGCCAAAGCCAACUGCAAAGUAAUUAAAAAUUAAAAAAAAAAAAAAAAGUAUUGGAGGUAUUUUUGCCAGUUGUACAGUUAACCCUAAUGUAAGUUACAAAAAAAAAAAAAAAUCAAGAAAAUGUUGUACAUUUUUCAUAUCACUUGUUGUAAAGUUUUAAUAUGUGAGGCUUUAAUGAAAACAUUGUUCAAAUGACCUGUGGAUUGCUAUAUCACAUCAUACAUUUUCUGCUCUUUUUCUACUUUUUUUAUGAGUUACAAAAUAGCAACAAUCAGUUUUUCUUACUACCUUCGCUUUGCCAUACAAGUAGACAAGACAGCAACGAAAUCAGACAUUCCAUUACAUCUAACAGUAGCCAUAUUUUUUUUUGUAUGAAGUAUAUAUUUCUGUGUGUUCAGAAUUAAACUAUCAAUCACAAAUAUUUAUUUGAAAGGGUCCCUUUUGUUUCAGGAGUUCUGUCUUCUAUCUUGUUAGCUACUGAAAAUAAACACUGAU